Molecule: messenger RNA, 5391 nt
Organism: Diorhabda sublineata
Lineage: Eukaryota; Metazoa; Arthropoda; Insecta; Coleoptera; Chrysomelidae
Gene: Rtnl1
Product: reticulon-1-A
Exons: 5
Coding region: 425-1780 (451 amino acids)
Source: RefSeq, a predicted model, not a curated record
GGGUUCGGAAUCACUGUCAAAAAUGUCAUUCGAGAUUAGUUCAGUUAUCAAGUUCUAUAUUCGCGGGUUACAUCGAUUGCGUUAAUUAUUGAUUAUUACGUAAAGUAUGGUUCACAUUUUAAUAAACGUAAUACAGUUUAAAACUGAAGCAAUACAUUUGUUUUUUUAUAAUUAUAUAAAAAGCGUAUCAACAUAGAAGCGUUCAAUUUGACACUUAUAAUUACUCGAUGUUUUGCAACAAGAAGUAACUGUUUUGUGUGUAACCAAUCAGAUAUCGGCAAUUUGACGUAACACGAAAUUUGUUGGGGGAGUUUCAAGUUUGGAGCCGAGUUCGAAAUUAGUUUACAGUGACGAGUGAUAUAGAAAGAGGUAGGAAUCUUUAAUAUACAUAAUAAACGGUGCUCCUGAUAUUUUUUCUUAAAAAAUGGAACAUUCUAAAGAAACUGAGCAAGGAUUGUUUAAUAUAAAAAGGGAAGUGGAUUCGAUGGAUGAUUUCGAACAUUUAGAACACGACUCGAGUCCAUUACAGGAUUUAUUGGGUUUAAAAUCGGACAAAGAGGUGACAGCACCUGAAACAGUUCAUGAGAUCAAUAACACGCCCAAGACCGCGGUGAGUGAUAAAACCGGUGGAGCUGAUUUGUUAGCCUCUUUGGAAGAACCUUUAAUUCCAGAAAAAAUGAAUAGGAAUUUAUUAGAAGACGAUUUUCUUGAAAGCGAACACAACAAGGAUAAAUUGGAUCAAUUCUUACAUUCUCCUUUCGACCACGGAGAUAACAAAUUAUCGUCUGCAAAUCUAAUAGAAGCCGAAAAAGUGAGUGAACCGCAGAAGAAGGAAGUUGAUCAAUUUUUAGAUUUCGAACAAAAUGUCAGUGAUUUCAAAUCUAAAUUACCUGAGGAUACGUUCAAACCUGAACCUACUUCAACUCCGCCGGUUCAUCCAAUAGAACCCGAGAUAACUGUAAGUCCGAGUGUUCAAGUUCCAGAACGUCCAGUUACAAAUGAACCAGAAAAAACUAUACCUACAGCUACGGCUCCAGUUGUGGAAAAAAAAGUGGAAAUUCAAGAAAAUAUAACGAAAAAUGUUAUAGCAGAUAAACCGGCUGUAGUUACACCGGCUAAAAUAGCUCCCACUGACGCUGCAGCGAUUUUUUGUCAAAUGGGUUUAGAUGCAUGGUUUAAUCCUGAAAAAUUGGAUCCCAAAGUGGAGAGUCUGAUCUACUGGCGCAAUCCAAAAAAAUCCGGCCCAGUUUUCGGUGGUGUUCUCGUCGUGCUUUUGGCGCUGACUUAUUUUUCUUUAAUCAGCGUUGUAGCUUACCUUUCGUUCUUCGCUCUGGGCGUAACCGUAGCCUUUAGAAUUUACAAAAAUAUCGUACAAGCCAUACAAAAGACGGGAGACGGACACCCAUUCAAGGAAUAUCUCGAAUUGGAUAUAUCGUUAUCUCAAGAUAAGGUUAAUCAAUUCACCGCUGUCGCGGUUGCGCAUAUCAAUGCCGCCAUAUUCGAACUCAGGAGGUUGUUUUUGGUCGAAGAUCUAGUCGAUUCCAUCAAAUUUGGAGUUUUAUUGUGGACUUUAACUUACGUUGGAGCUUGGUUCAAUGGAAUGACACUAAUUAUUAUCGGUUGGGUAGCGUUAUUCACUCUUCCAAAAGUAUACGAAGCUAACAAGACUCAAAUCGACGCCAAUCUGGAAGUGGUCAGGACAAAAUUGGCCGAAAUUACCACAAAGAUAAAGGCAGCUGUACCGGUGGGCAAGAAGGGCGAGGAGAAGAAGGAGCAAUAAAUGAUUGGGGGGAAUCUUGCAUAAGACGAGAACUCAUAUGUACUAUACAUUAAUUUAUUAUUCCAUUCAAAAUGUUCUUAUGUAAUUUUUCCGAAUAUAAUUAGUGUACAUAUAUAAGAUGUUAUUUUAACAUUUUUUUAAAAUUUUAUUUUCAAUGUUAUUUUUUUUUGUAAUUCAUAUCGAUCGAUAUGAAUUACAAACUUAAUUUAAAAAAAAUGUCUAAUAUAAUUUUUUGCUUUUUUUUUUAAAUAAUUUUUAUUGAAUUUGUUAAGUGUCAAUGUUGCUCAAAACCAACGAAAACGAAUUUAUUAAUAACUCGUUUUGUAUUUUAAAUUUAAGAGCAAUUUUGACAAUUAAUUUUCCAUCGAAAGAUUCGUUUGUUGUUUGGUUGACGAAUAUUAAUAGAAAAACGAUAUAUAAGGCCCUGUUACCAAAUUGGAAGAUAAGGCCAUGCUAUCAGUGGAAGGUAAGGCCCUGUUUGUUGAUUAGAAGGAGAGGGCCUGCUAUAUAAGUCUAAUGAAGUUAAUUUGAUAUAUCUAUUAUUUAUUCACUAGUAGGGCUUUUUGGAUUUUUUAAAUUUUUCUAGUUAUAUCGUGAUUUUUCAAUUUGAUUUAUCAGGAUCUUUGGGUAUACUCUUAAUAGUGGAGGAAUUGGACUUUCGGAUUGUUUUCUAUCGUUAAGCGUGUUUUAAAACUGGUACUAAACUAAAUAAAUGAAAAAAUUUUGGUGGUUAAAGAGAUAUUUUGAGGUAUUUUCAAUUUAUUAAUAUUCUCGUGAAAGUUGUCUACUUCCUUAAUGAGUCACAGAAACUAAAAAAAAAUUCAAAAUAUUCAAUUAUGACUAAAGAAUUUCAAAUAACUUUAAAAGUACUAUAAAAAAGUUUUCUCCCUUGCUGAGUCCUCCAAAUUUGAGAAUGAUAUAAAAAUGUCAAAAUACUUCAUUGAUAAGUCACCAAUAACAUAAAAAUAGUAAAAAACAAGUCGAAUUCUUUUAUUCAAUGACUUUGUAAAUACUAAAAAAAUGUCUAUUUCCUUGAUGAGUCAUAGAAACAGCAAAAAAACUCUUGAAAAAAUUUGUCAAAAUCUUCAUGUAUGACUAAUAGAUGUUUCAAAUGUCUAUGAAAGUACUAUAAAAAAAUGUUUGAUCCCUCGAUGAGUCCUUAAAACUUGGAAGUGAUAAAAAAUGUUUAAAUUCUAAAUUGAUGAGUCACCAAUUACUUAAAAAUAGUAUAAAACAAGUAGAACUCAUUUAUUAAUAUUAAUGACUUUGAAAAUACAAUAAAAAAAUAUAUACUCACUCCCUUGAUGAGUCACAAACACUUCAAAAAACUGAAAAUUCAAAAAAAAGUCAAAAUCAUCAUUUAUGACUAAUAGAGGUUCCAAAUGACUUUGAAAGUACUGUAAAAAAAUGUUUGAUCCCUUGAUGAGUUCUCCAAACUCGGAAGUGAUAGAAAAAGUCAAAAUUCUACAUUGAUGAGUCACCAAUUACUUAAAAAUGUUCCAUCUCCUGACGAGUCCUCCAGACUUUUUCAUUGAUGAGUCACUAAUAUUUUAAAAAUAGUAUAAAACAAGUCGAAUUCAUUUACUAGUAUCAAUUACUUUGGAAAUACUAUAAAAAUGUCAAAAUUUUCCGUUGAUGAGUAACAGAGACUUGAAAAACAUCAUAAAAAUGUCUACUUCCCCAUUUGUUAACCAAUAGAUAUUUUCAUUGACUUUGAAAUCAAAUUUCUCUACAGAUUAAUUCCUGUUGGUAGCCGAACAUCUUCUAUUUUUUUUUUCGAGCCUAAAUAUCAUUGGAAUCCAUUAAAUUCCCAGUCCCAUUUCCGUUUUUUGGUAACGUCUCGUUUGGAAGGAAAAACAACAAACGAAUUAUCGAUUAAUCGAUUAUUGAAAAUCGCUCGUUUUAGGAUAAUUUUCGAAUGAAUCGGUACGUGGUUUAAACGAUUUUGUCGUCUCUAUAUGUGAUGCUGUAGUUUAGUGAGCACGCGAACUGCAUUGAAAUCAAUUUUUUUUUCCGUUGAUAUUUUUAAAGUUGAAUUUAUUAAUUGAUAUUUUAUUGAUACGGUGUUUUAAUACACCUCAUAUAGAUAUUAAAAAAUUGUGUUAGUUGAAUAAAAAGAGGGUGGAUUAAGCCGGUGACACACUGCGCGGCUUUUGCCGGAUCGGGAUGAAAAAUAAAACGAAGUAGCCGUGUCGCUGCAAAAAUAUUUAAAUCGUUAAAAUAUCAUAAUAAGUGUUGUUAUAGUUAUUUUUUUCCCCAUUGUUGGCUACCAUUUUUCCUUUACCAAAUAAUUCUUUUUUAUCAUAAUUUCGUUUGUUUUACGAUAUAGUGUCGUUUAAAAUUUAUGUUACUCAAAUUUCCUAAAAUAAAAUGAGAGGAUUAAGCAGGUGAUACCCUACGCGGUUUUUGCCGGACCGUACAAAAAAAAAGAUAAUUAAGCUGAUAAUACACCGUGCGGCUUUUGCCGGAUCGCACAAAAAAGAGCGAAUUGAGCUGAUAACACACUAUGCGGGUUUUGUCAGAUCGUACGAAAAAAGGGAGAAUAAAAAAGGAAAAGAUUUCAGUCGGUGACAGACGCGGUUUUUACCGGAUCGUCUUAAAAGAUAGAAGAUAAAGACGAUGACACACCGUAGGAUUUUCGCUAGAUUCAACGAAAAAAAAAGUAGAUUAGGCCGGUGACACACGUUGCGGUUUAUGCCGGAUUCACACUAAAAAAGGUGUAAGAAGUAAGUCGAAGACACAAACGCAUUUAUUACCUAAUCGUACGAAAUAAAAGAAUUUAGUCGAUAACACACCGUGUGGUUUUUGCCGGAUCACAUGAAAAAAGAAUCAAGACUGUCACAUAGGCGCGGUUUUUACCGGUGACAUAUUGCGCAAUUUUUACCGGAUCGCAUUCAAAAAUAGGGAAAAUCAAGCCGUUGACACACGAAGCGGUUUUUACCGGACCGCAUUAAAAAGUAAGGAAAAUUAAGCCGAAGACACGGGGCGAUUUUUACCGGAUAGUACGAGAAACAUUAUUUAUAUCGUUAAAAUAUUAUGAUACGCGUUAUUUAAAAUUAUUUUUUUUAAUAUAAUUUCGGUUUUUUACGAUAUCGUGACGUUUUAAAAUCAUAUUUUCCAUUCUUCUAUCACCAAUGAAGUAAUAUCACGUGACUUUAUGGACAGUUCAGUUUCGUUAAGCGAUCUCGUGUGAACGACCCUUUAUCGGCGAUGAUUCCUCGUUUAUUUAUCCAAUCAUUUCGAUCACUUCAGUUCGGUUAUGUCGAAAUAACUGUCAAAAUCGAAUGAAACGAAAUUUGGUAACCUCACAAUUACUAAGUUUUCCUGCACUAUAACGAGAUAAAAAUUAUAUAUUUUUAAGUAGAAUUUGAAAAAAAAUAUAUAUAUACGAAAAUUUUUAAUGUCUUUGUGUGGAAACAGAGAUUGUAUCCACUAUAUAUAUUAAUAUAAAAGGUUAAUGCCCUCUCGUUUAUAAUUUAGAAGAAAAUUUAUAAAAAAAGAAGAAUAUUUGAUAUGUCAAAAAUGAAAUUUAUUUCAACUGUUGCGAACUUUUAUAUAGCUUUGUAUAAUUUUGCUUUCGAAAUUAUCAUUAAAUUGUUUAUAUCUGCUUA